Papaver somniferum (opium poppy) is the source of this 1050-nucleotide messenger RNA. RefSeq names its product beta-galactosidase 10-like. Gene Ontology annotation, biological process: carbohydrate metabolic process. Gene Ontology annotation, molecular function: beta-galactosidase activity. Lineage: Eukaryota; Viridiplantae; Streptophyta; Magnoliopsida; Ranunculales; Papaveraceae. The transcript is spliced from 5 exons. Gene Ontology annotation, cellular component: cell wall; vacuole. Bases 279 to 854 code for a protein of 191 amino acids. The record is from RefSeq and is a predicted model, not a curated record.
GUCUUUUCCGAAAGAAUCAUAAAUGAACCUCAAUGAAUCAUGUAUAUAAAAUUCCCCAACACAGAUAUUGGGUGUCACUAUCGUCUUAAACGCAACUAUCUUAAAGUUGAUAUUGACGUCCACUUACAUUAUAUGCUAGCCACAUUAUUACUGCUUCUCUUCUACCUCAUUUGAUGCGCAUCUUGUACUAGUACUUUCAUUUUGCUAUUAUAAAUAAGCUUCUGGUUUUUACAAUUGAACCCGGAGAAACAUUGAACUUGUUAUUGUUGUACUCCAUUAUGUCUAGUGCUAGUGAGAUUAGGCUGUUAUGUUUGGUUUUCUUCUUAGUAUUUUCAUCAUUUUCGUUAGCUUCUAAUGUUACUUAUGAUCAUCGCUCUUUGAUUAUCGAUGGACAAAGAAAAUUGUUCCUCUCUGCAUCUAUACAUUACCCUCGCAGUGUACCAGCUAUGUGGCCAGGACUAAUUAAGACGGCCAAAGAAGGAGGGAUUAAUGUGAUCGACACGUAUGUGUUUUGGAAUGGGCAUGAACUUUCUCCUGGAAAUUAUUAUUUCGAUAAGCGAUAUGAUCUGGUGAAGUUUGCAAAGAUUGUGCAACAAGAAGGAAUGUAUUUGAUUCUGAGGAUUGGUCCAUUUGUUGCUGCUGAAUGGAAUUUUGGGGGUAUACCUGUUUGGCUCCAUUAUGUGCCUGGAACUGUCUUUAGAACUGAUAACGAACCCUUUAAGAUGGGGAGCACAGGAAGUGGCCAAAAAAGUCGUGAUAGAGCUCUGUGGAACGGGCGACAACUGAGUCGACCCAACUUCUCUGUUUCAAUCAAUUUCGGCCUCCAAUUUCUUCUGCAUGUUCAUAAUUCAUAAAUUUUUCAUCACAACCCGAUUAAUUUGUAAUCACAGUCUAGCAAACUAAACAGUUUGUGCCUCAAUCAAGACUCUUCCAUUGAAAUAAUAGUCAAACAGAACUAGAUAUUCUAGGUAAUGUUUUCCACACAUAACUUGGUGUAUAUAUACAACAAUAUAUAGAGAUUUACAUACCCAAAAUAGGGUCAAUUUACAA